Molecule: messenger RNA, 5498 nt
Organism: Xenia sp. Carnegie-2017
Lineage: Eukaryota; Metazoa; Cnidaria; Anthozoa; Malacalcyonacea; Xeniidae
Exons: 3
Coding region: 657-4952 (1431 amino acids)
Molecular function (GO): protein binding
Source: RefSeq, a predicted model, not a curated record
GAAUCGUUGAUUUUUCCCUUUUGAGAUAUUUUUGAAGCCCUCAAAAACGUUGCUACUCAGUUCAAUGGAUAGCGUUAUUCAGCCUUCGUGCAACGGAUCUCUUCUCUGGUAAUUUAUUGGUAAAGUCUCUGUAAAAAAUAUAAAAUGGUGAGAACCAUAUUCAUACUUUUCAGCUGUAUCCAGUUACAAGCUGUGAAUCAAAAUGAUCUCGUGAUGAGCCCAUCCUUGCAUUUGAAUGAUGUGUACACUACAAUACGAUUAAAGGCAAAAUUGAAGAAAUAUUUCAAUAUAAAACUGUGACUCUACGUUGUGGAACAAAAUUAUGAGUGCGGAAAUGAAGAAAUAGUCGUUUUGAUCAUAUUUGCUGUAUCCAGUUACAAGCGCGGAAGUGAAUCAGAAUGAUCUCGUGAUGAGCCCAUCCUUUACAUUUGAAUACACACGUCUCCACUACAAUGCAAUAAAAGAUAAAAAUGAGGAAAUAUUUCAAUAUAAAACUGUGGAACGAAAGAAUGAGUGUUGAAAUGUAGAAAUAGUCGUUUUGGGUCAUAUUUGUUUAAAUUUUAAAUAAAGGCUUCGCGAUUAAAACCAAAGAUUCUUCAUAAAAGUAAGUCAGAGUAUUUACAACAUUACAUUCUCAAUAAAUUUCUUGUAUAAAAAUGGCUUCACCAUCUAAAAAACUGAAGAUUGAAGCAAACGGAUCUUGUUUAAGUAAACUCUUGAUAAAUAAAGGAACACAAGCUUUGAAAACAACAUUGCAGUCUAAUAUAAAUUUUCGUUCGUCAAACCUAAGCCAUGAACUUAAUAAACCCUCAAAUAAAAUUACAUUGGAAUCAUUAAGAAAAAAAAGCGUCAUUAACAAAGAGCAAUGGAACCUUCUUUACCCAUCAACUGGCUUGCCAAACCUUGAAAACUUUGAUAUUUCAUUAUUGACUGUCUUAUUGCGUAACAUAUGUGGUCUAACAGCGCCUCAUGGUGGAUGGGAUAAUCUUCCUUCCUCUUCAGAUACCUCAAUCUCAGCAAAUAUUGCAAGAAUAAAGUUUUAUCGAAACAAAGUGUACGGUCACAUAACUACAACUACUGUAGAUGACAGUGAGUUUGAGAACUUGUGGCAAGAAAUUUCAAAAGCAUUGGUUGGUCUGGGUAUUCAACAAACUGAAAUAGAUGAAGCAAAGAAAGCUCCCCUCAGUCCUAAUGAGGCAAAUUAUAUUGAAAUAUUGAAAAACUGGUAUGAAAAAGAAAAACAGUUAAUCGAUGUCGCUGAGGAAACUAAAGAGAAUGUAAAAGAAUUAAAAAAAGAUUUUGAAGUUAUGAAAAAUAAAGUUGAAGAAAUUAAAGAAAACAUGGCAACAAAAGCUGAUGUAGAAAUGCUAGAGGACAAAAUAUGCUCAGAUCUUCAGAAGCUUGGAAAGUGUAAGUUUAAUGGCCUCAUAAAAGAUCUUAACAAGAAAUACCUUGAAGGCACUAGACGAUGGUUAUUUGAAAAACUCGACACUUGGUUUAACGACAGAAGUGAAGAUGCUUCUAAUGUCAUGAUUUUGACUGCCGGUCCUGGCGUUGGUAAAAGUGUGUUCGCUGCUGAGUUGUGUCGACGAUAUUCUGAAAAGAAGAAACUUGCUGCUUCUCAUUUCUGCAGAUAUAAUAGAUCAGAUGAGAGGAAUCCUCGAAUGUUGAUAGAAUCAUUGGCUAGUAGCAUGUGUGAUACAAUAUCAGAUUUUAAAUGUAAACUGAAUGAAGAAUUACAGAGAAAACAUUCCUACGAAUCAGUCACCGAUGUAUUCCGUGUUUUAUUAAAUAAUCCAUUGCAUUCAUUGAAAGAUCAUGAACCAAUGCUUUUGGUUAUUGAUGCCUUAGAUGAAAGCCAAGUGGAUGGCAAAAGUGAAUUGUUGGAAUUGAUUGCAGAAGAGUUUGAUCGACUGCCUAAAUGGAUUAAAAUCUUCAUCACCAGUCGUCCAGAACUUUCUGUUCAAAAGGAAUUGAAAGACAUGAAUCCUGUAGAAAUAGAAACUCAACCUCAUGAUAGAAAGAACAAAUACGAUCUGUUCAAGUAUUUAGCACAUGAGUUGAAUGUUAAUUUCUUCAUUGCUGACAGGUGGCACAAAAACAGUGAUGACUGUGAUGACAGUGAUGACUGUGAUGAUUAUGAUUACAAGGUUUUUCGUUUAUUAGUUGCAAAAUGCCAGGGUUCGUUUCUGUACGCUUACCACGCACAAGAGAGUUUAAAAAGAGAAGGAACUGAGCUAACUGUCGAGAAUAUUGAACAAUUGGUACCUACUGGGUUGAGUAAAUUUUACACAGAACAAUUCAAGAGAUUAAAUAAAUUAUUGAAAGAAAUAAUUUUAUCAACACACAAAACCGUUAUUUCCAAUGAAAACUUUACGGAAUGUCUUGAAGUGUUGGUGACUUAUCAAAGUAUUUUGCCUUUGUCUUUUCUUUUUCAAUGUUUAGGUUUUUCUGAUGACAUAAAGUUUAAAGAUCGUAUUAAAAUACAUGAAGUGCUAUCUCAAAUUUUUCCAAUUUACGAUGAUUAUUUGACCGUGUAUCACAAGUCUCUCGUUGAUUGGUUGAAAUCAGAUGGUUACGAAGAGCAUGAGUUUACAGUUGAUCCAAAAAAUGGUCAUAAGUUCUUAUGGCAUUCUUGUGAGAAAGUGUUUAAACAAAUCAAGUCUAUGAACAUUUUUGAAGAUCAGAUGAACACUGCUAUGAUUAAAUAUGCUUUGGAGAAAGGAAUCUAUCAUAUGAUAGAAUGUGGCGAAAAUGUUGACUUUAGUUGGGCAGUAGAUGUCAAAGUGGUUUGUGCAAGGUUAAUGGGUGUGGAAAACAUUAGCUUAAACAUUAGCUGGAAUACCAUUAGCUUUGAAUUGCGUAAAAUCAAUGAGGAACCACGAACUUUCUUGAGAAAAGAUGAACUUGAAGAAGAACUAUUUCAUUUAUUGAUGAAGUCGACGACAUAUAAGUUUCAUAGUAGCUUUAGCUAUUUACAGAUUAUUGCAAACAGAAUUCAUGGCAGUAAAGAAAAUAGAUUAUUGGCAAGGGAUUUAUUGAAACAAGGAAAGCUUGUUUGGUUUGAGGAUUUCGACUCAACAUAUUUAACAAACCAUCAUCAUUUGACUAUCUCCUUGGAUGCUUACGUUACAUCUCUUUGUGUGUCAUCCAAUGAAGAACUUCUUGCAGUAGGAUAUGAAAAUGGUCAAAUAUCUAUUUUUGAGCUUCCAGAAUUUAAACAACGAUGCACUCUCGGCACUGCACUUGAUGAUUUAAGGUUGGAUAAGUGGUAUGAUGUAGACACAUUUUUGUCCCUGUAUGACAACUGUUACUAUUCAAGAUCAGAGGACUUUUGUUUUGUACGUGGAAACAUCUGUUGCUGCUCCUUUUCACCUACCCGAAAUAGACUGGUAACUAGUGAUGGAUCUACUGAAGUAAAGUUGUGGGAUGUUAACAAUGGACGUUUGUUAUUAUGUUUACAUUCACAUCAUGCUGUUAAUUGUUGCUCUUUCUCAGAUUCUGGAUUGUUUAUUACAGCAAGAUAUGAUGGAAUUUCUUCUACACAUGUGUUUACUGCAUGGAAUUCAUUAACUUUGGAAAGAAUCGAUCGACGCUGCGUUGUUGAUUACCAAAAACUACAAUGCACCGAUAAAUAUUCAGAGUUCUUUGCUACAAAAUUCGGCGUGACUUCGAAUGUUUUUCAAUUCCCAAAGGCAAUAAAUAUUUUUUCAAGAGAAAGUAUAUAUUUACCACCUUUACGUUUGCCGACAACCCACCAUUAUCGUGAUUGUAUUUUUUAUCAUACAAGCCAGAAUGGAAAGCUUUCUGAAAUCACUCAGUUGACAAAAUACAACGAUCAAGGAGAAAUCGAGUUUUGUUUACCAAAUGUAAAUGAGUGUCCAUGUGUUGAUAGGACUCUUAACAAAGUCCAUCCUAUCUCGUUUAAGGAAUUUUACGUUGUGCCGUAUCUUUCCAAGCUUAAAAUUUUCAAAACUGGUCAUCUUUGGAGACCUUCAUUUAUCUUUGAGAAAUUUGAAAUUAAAUGUUGUUGUUUUUCACCUGAUGGAUCUUUUUUUGCUGCUUUUGCUGUUGGUGACCACGUCAACAUUCAUAUUUGGAGCAUUGAACUUUGCACUAUUAUUCAAACUGUACCAAUGCUACUGAAGAAUGCAAUAGGAUGUUGGUGGUCGGAUGGUUUACUGUGGAUAUGGGAUGGUUCUGAUCAUCUUAUGAAGAUAUCAACUUCGUCUAAAAACUUUGUAGAUUCUACUCAAGCAAAGUAUGUUAACAUUGGAUUUAAACCUAAGAAAAUCUUAACAUUUGCUGAUGUCUUAGUUUGUAUUGACGAACUAGAUUUUGUUCAAGUUGUUAGAAUUACGAAGGGUAAGAUACAAUACAACAAAAGACUUCCUGUCGAUAGUUUUGAAUUUAAAGCAGCAGCUGUAUCACCUGAUAAUUCUGUUAUUUUAACUGUAAACAAAACAGAAUACACAUUAUGGAAAUGGGGAAAUAACAACAAUGAACUUUACCUGGAACCUUGGCAUACUGCAGAAAUACCCAUAACAGCUGUCAUUGAAAAAUUUUGGAAACAGAUAACUGUAAAUGAUCUAAAGUUCAACUGUUAUAUAAGUGAUAGUAAACAAGCAGUCAUAACAUUUUGCAAAGGCACCACAAUUAUGAGCAUUUAUGUAAUUAAUGUUCACGAGAAUGGUGAUGUGAAUGCUUUUUUGCAUGAUGUCAGUGGUGAUUUGUUGGAAUCCGACCUAGUCGUACACAAAUCUUAUGGCAUUGGAGUGUAUGCUUUGUCAUUGGUUGCUGUAGAUUUAAAGAGUGGUAAAACGCCCGCUGAAUUUAAAGAUGAAUUAUGUUUUAUGCCUAAUAUAAUUAUGCAUUCCAAUACAGGAAGUUUAGCUUUAGUUGACAGUUUAUAUUGCGGAAUUCAAUUUUUAAAACUUAAUGUUCCUGAAUAAAUACAUCAAGUCAAACUUUAAUAGUAAAUUCAAAAAGCUGUUGAGAAAAUUGCACAUAGAUGUUGAUGGUUGUAAGAAUGAUUGCUUGUUUCCACUUAAUAUAGUUUUCUACAGAAGAAGUAUACUUAUUCUACCAGGCAAUCUUUAAGAAAUCAUCUAUAUUAACCAAAAAUAAAUUUGGACCAAUUUUGCAAAAGAUCUUUUAUGUUUAUCUGUACUAUUUCUUGCAAUAUCUUACCUCCUGCUAUUAAAGAAUGUAAAAUAUGAUCUAUGUUUUGCAAUAAUCUAAAAUGAUGUAUAAUUGCUUUUUAUAACACAAAUGACUUGUAUUUAAAAAGAGCGCUUCUAUAAUAAUUGAUCAUGAAUAUUUGUUCAUUCUUUUCUAAGAUUCUACUUGUAAUCUUCAUAAAUGAAUUGUCAUUUAAACAGGGCAUCCUCUAGAUUAGACUACUGCUGUAAGAUGCUCUGUCAAACUUAUUAUUAUGUAUUGUACCUCUGAACAAAUUUCAUGUUGAUGAUUUACUUUUUAAUAAAAAUGUAUGGUUA